GAAUGCAACAUAUAUAGAAGCAACAUGUUCUAAUUAGUCUUAUCUUAAGAUUUCUACAAGCACAAGUUCUUACUCGAAAUCAUGACAUUGAAGAUGGACGUGCUAUUACCAGUCGUGUGUUUGUUAGCAGGCUUGAAAUUUUCUAUCGCAGCAGAAUGCCACGGGAAGCCAGACCCAAACGCGCAACAAAACUUGAAUCCCAUCUGGGGCGGUCAGGUGAAGUUUCUGCGAGAGGUGAAAAACGGGAAACUGUACCAGGCCGGUAUCGCACAAGACGCGUUUUACGUCGUACAUGUCUGGGGAACGCCAUAUGAAAUGGGUUAUGCUCAAGGGCAGUUGCUGAAGACGGAAGCGAACCUGUUCAUGAACUCCGUGUGGAGAUACUUGGAAGAACAAGUGAUUCAAGCUAUCAACGCCACGCUUCACUUCCAACCAUGGUUUCUGAAAGAUGUCGCGGAUUUUGGACUGGACGCCGCCCUGGACCUUGAACUGACGAUCACCCGACCUUACACCGGAAGGUACUUCGCCGAAGAGGCACAAGGUCUUGCAGACGCCACUGGGGUCGAUUUUAAGAUGAUUGAACGGAUCCACAUGAUUGGCGAACUCACGAAAGGGGACUGCUCAAUGAUGGGGGCCUGGGGCACAGCGGUAAAGGACCCGAACUCCCUACUGCAGCUUCGAGCGCUUGAUUGGAACACAGAUGGCCCGUUCAAAGACUUCCCCCAGGUGACAGUGUACCACCCAAAUCCUGGCCACGGACACGCAUUUGCGAACAUCGGCUGGACGGCCUGGCUCGGAUCUAUCACCGGUUUCAACAAAGAGCAGUUGGCCAUCAGCGAGAUAGGCGUGGCAUUUCCAGAUAAAACCUUCGGGCACGAGUCAAGAUUCGGAAUCCCUUUCACAUACAUAUUGCGUGACGUUCUACAGUUCGACAAAAGCCUGGGUGAGGCAACCGAGCGCAUGCGCAAUGCUCGCCGCACUUGCGACCUCAUUCUUGGGGUCGGAGACGCCAAGAUCCGCGAGUUCCGCGGGAUCCAGUACUCCGCCGCAGUGGCCAACUUCUACUCGGACAUCGAUAUGGAGCCGACGGCAGACUGGCAUCCCAGAAUCCCCAACGUCGUCUACUACGGCAUGGACUGGUUGUGUCCAGGCUUCAAUCAGGUGCUCGCGCGCCAAAUUCAGGCGAACCACGGAGCCCUGACACCUGACGUCAUCAUUCGUGACGUAGUUUCCAUCGAGCAGUCCGGAAGUCUUCACAUCGCUGUCUACGACCUGGCCAAUGGCUUUGUGUACAUCGCCAAUGCUCGCUCCAGUCAAGAGUCUGGUCCGCUGAAUGCAUAUGACAGAACGUUCAUUCGUCUCAAUACAACUGAGCUGUUUGCCGUUUCGCCACCAACGGGAGUCUACUAGACCACUUGGAAAUAACACCUGCAUCGAGUGAAAUAGAGUACUCAAUAAUUCCGUAUAAAUAUGCAUAUAUUUCAAUUAAAUUAUAAAGUUGC
Messenger RNA from Dreissena polymorpha, 1502 nucleotides. Its product is annotated as protein dcd1A-like. The transcript has 13 exons. The record is from RefSeq and is a predicted model, not a curated record. NCBI's taxonomy places the organism in Eukaryota, Metazoa, Mollusca, Bivalvia, Myida, Dreissenidae. Bases 82 to 1410 code for a protein of 442 amino acids.